This is a messenger RNA of Anguilla anguilla (European eel), 1728 nucleotides long. It is a transcript of the gene tmem128, whose product is annotated as transmembrane protein 128. The record is from RefSeq and is a predicted model, not a curated record. The transcript is spliced from 5 exons. Lineage: Eukaryota; Metazoa; Chordata; Actinopteri; Anguilliformes; Anguillidae. Bases 47 to 550 code for a protein of 167 amino acids.
CAACCCCUCCUUAAAAUAUCGGAAGUAAAUUUCGCCUACAAACAAUAUGGCGGAUAUUCUAGCAGACAGUGAGGUUCAGACUCUUCGUAAUCGUUUUAAAAAAGAUUCAGAAUUUCUUUUGCGCGGGGUUUCAGAUGAUGACAGUCUCGAAAAGAGUCCGGAGGAAAGAGAGGCGAAGCCCCUCCCUCGAAUUAACCGCCACUCUGUUUUUUGGAUCGCGGCUGCCGUCGGGCUGACGUACUACCUCGAUUUCUUCGCCGUUAUAAUGGUGGACGACAGCAUCAAGGGUUGGUGGUUCAAUGUUGGUAUGGCGUUACUGGGCGUUAGCGUGGCGUUAGCAUUGUUCUGUAUCCUGUACCUGGAUUGGUUCAAAGGCAUUCAGCAGUAUGACCAGGAGUAUCCGGCGCUCGCUCCCGUCACCACGGCCGUCUUCAUCGCUGCGUCCUGCAGUUUUAAUAUAGCACUGUGGCCAGUGUGGUCAAUAUUCACUCCCAUAAUCCUUUUCACCCAGUUCAUGGGGGUGCUAAUGCUCAUUUCCAUGUUGGGCUGAUGCAGCCUUGAGAUGCCUCUGCUCAUGGUAAACCUUGAUUUGGACACUUAAAAAUGCCACUGAUUGUUGAAGUGAAAGCCAUUCUUUACUUCCAGCAUUUAUACCGUAUCUAAUAUUGUUAAUAAUACUAAAUGCCAAGCCUUUUUAUUUUUUUAUUGUUGAGUAUGAAAAGGUAUUUAUCUGUGUUCAGUUUCCAUAACUACCAAAUGUAUUUAUGAUAACUCGGUGUAAUUAAAACAACCACUGUAUAGGGUGUCCUUUUUUAGUACUUUCUUAUUUUAAAAAAAUCAUUUUCAAAGCUGGUUUUCACUGUUUUGAGUGUAUGAUUUGAAAUAAUUUACUUUGUUUCCUUGUCCAACAUUUCAAAAUAACUUUAGAACUAUUUUCCUGUUUUUUUUUAACCUUAUCUUUAACCUAUACAGUAGCCGACUUGUUAACCUUGCCUGUAACUUAUUGGCACAGAUUUGCACCAGUUUUGAGGACACUGCUUUGGGAAGGUGUGUGCGUAGUCUUGAGAAAUCCUAGUCAAUGGUGUUAUGAAACACUCCAGGUGUGUUAAAGCAAUGGUAUUUCCACACAAUAGCCAAUCAUGCACUGUGGUUAGCAUAGAGGAUAAAACACAAAAUAACACAGGAAAUGGUAUAGAAGUUAUCUUUAUUGAGGACCUGUAUGCAUAAAAUCUUAGUGCUGGCAAUAACACUUUUGUGUUGAAAUGUUUGAGGUGUAGUCUGGUUUCCUCCUAAAAGGCUAUUGAAGUUAUUCACAAAUGACUUUUAGGAUGUCAAUGUUGACUUAAGAGACUUGUACACAUGGGAGUGCAGUGGGGCUCUUGCUGGAAUGCAUAAAAUGUCAGGUUUUUACUGGGAAGUUACAGGUGCAGUAGGGUGCUGAUGUAAGUGUAUUGCAUAUUUAAUAGGGGAUAUUUUGGAACUACCCUGUAUUGUUUGACAAUCAGGGUGGGGGGCAACCAUUCAGAAAUGACAACUGGGGCAUCUUAAACAAAUAAUUUGCCCACCAAAGUACUGUACAAUUAACAAUUAGUAUCCUGUACACCAUUAACAAUUAGUACCCUGCACACUUGUUCAUUUCUGAAGCCAGCUGUGCAAUUUAGAGCAUGUGUCAUUGCCCAAAUGUCAAAUGUAGAAGAAAUGUAGAAUUAAUAAAAGUGGUUAAAGUUA